UGUAGAAUAGGCGGGGCGGAGGAGCCGGAAGUGGACUUUCAUAACCCGGAAGGGGAGUGUUUUCUCAGCUGUGGUGUUGAUGGUUUCCAGCUCCCGAUCCUACUGCGACUGAAGGAAUCGUCGCGAAAGGAUGGUGUGCGAAAAAUGUGAAAAGAAACUUGGUACUGUUAUCACUCCAGAUACAUGGAAAGAUGGUGCAAGGAAUACCACAGAAAGUGGAGGAAGAAAGCUGAAUGAAAAUAAAGCUUUGACUUCAAAAAAAGCGAGAUUUGACCCAUAUGGAAAGAAUAAGUUCUCCACUUGCAGAAUUUGUAAAAGUUCUGUGCACCAGCCGGGUUCUCAUUACUGCCAGGGCUGUGCUUACAAAAAGGGCAUCUGCGCUAUGUGUGGAAAAAAGGUUUUGGAUACCAAAAACUACAAACAAACGUCUGUCUAAAUGUAUUGAAGUAUCUACCUUUCCAUAUGAUUUACUUUUUGCUUUGAAUUUUCAAGGUAUAACAUAGAUAUUCAAUUUCCAAAAUAACAUGCCUUUAAAUAAUUACAUUUAAACCAGGGAAGUAGAUUGGUAUUCAUUCUUUUGCUCUCAAGAAUUUCUGAAUGGCAACAGUAUAAAAAGUUUUCUGCCUAAAGGUUUUAUUUUCCUUACAAAUAUCUUACUGAACUGGAAUAAGUGAUAAAUUAACAAAAAAAAAUAUUUUCCCAGUUCUGUGUGCACUUUUUAUUUAUCAUUACUCAUAUGAUUUUUAUUAUCUUUUUUUCUACUUUAUAUGUAGAUCUUGAAAAAGUGAGAAGGAAGUUAUUAAUAUUGGCUUUGAACUUGGCAUUUAGAUUUGUAAUUCUUCCCUCAUCCCCUUUUUAUUCAUAUAGUUCUUAGGGUCAGCAGUCCCUUAAUUAAUUGUGGCUUCAUAGAGCAUUUAAAUAUCUGAGACCAUUAUUGCUAAAUAGUUCCUAAGUGAUUAGCUCAGACCCAAAUCAAACAAAAGUUGUAUUUGUGGUAUUUUUUAUUUGUUCUUGAAGCCAAAAUGCCAGUACCUUUCACAUGAGAACAGGAACACAAGGGAUACCCUAUAUGUGUCCACAUCAACACACUGGAUUUGAGAAAAACACGUAUUACACAUUACCUUGAAUUCAGACCAUCAUGAAAGGCAAGAGAACAGUGUGCAUCUAUCAUGGUAGAUCACUAUCCUUUGGGAAAGUGCUUUGAAGCAGAAACUAAACUUUUUUUUUUCUUACUUCCUCUCCUUUUCCACACCCCCCCCCACCAAAUAAAUAGACUAAGCAAACAUUUUUAUUUUUAUUUAUUUAUUUAUUUAUUUUGUUUUUUGCUUUUUAGGGCCACACCGUGGCACAUGGAGGUUCCCAGGCUAGGGGUCGAAUCGGAGCUACAGCUGCUGGCCUGCACCAGAGCCACAGCAAUGCAGGAUCCGAGCUGUGUCUGUGACCUACACCACAGCUCACAGCAAUACCCAGAUCCUUAACCCACUGAGCGAGGCCGGGGAUCAAACUCACAACCUCGUGGUUCCUGGUUGGAUUCGUUUCUGCUGCACCACAACGGGAACUUCUAAGCAAGCAUUUUGACUCCUUUUUUAAAUAUAUGUAACAUAGACUGCUAAAAGACUACUUUGACGUUUCAAAGAUUUUUCCUAUGUUGCCUUCAGAGGCACAGGACUUUUGCUUUUGGAACCUGUUAACUUACUGUGGGAGACAGAAAAAAAUAUUCCCCAUUGCCAAGUACAGUAUAAAUACAUAUCACUAUCAAAUGUGUAGAGGAGAUAACAUGAUGCUACACAUGGUAUAGAUGGCACAUUUUUAUUUGUUUUAAAAUUAUUAUAGAAAGUAUUUAAAGUUUUAACUGUUUAAGUUAUCUAUAAGUUCCACCACCCAAAGGUCAUCCUUAUUCUUACCCAGAAAGAUCACAAUAAAAUGCAAAAUAUAAUAAAUAAUAAUAGCUCUG
This is a messenger RNA of Phacochoerus africanus (Common warthog), 1954 nucleotides long. RefSeq names its product CXXC repeat containing interactor of PDZ3 domain (gene CRIPT). Gene Ontology annotation, cellular component: dendrite. Gene Ontology annotation, biological process: cytoplasmic microtubule organization. NCBI's taxonomy places the organism in Eukaryota, Metazoa, Chordata, Mammalia, Artiodactyla, Suidae. Bases 131 to 436 code for a protein of 101 amino acids. The record is from RefSeq and is a predicted model, not a curated record. The transcript is spliced from 5 exons. Gene Ontology annotation, molecular function: PDZ domain binding; microtubule binding.